AUGAACGAAGCCCUCACAAAACCAGUUACGGAGAAUGAAGUUAAAAUAGCUCUAUUCGCAAUGCAUCCAGAGAAAGCGCCGGGCCCCGACGGCAUGACAGCAUUGUUCUACCAGAAAUUUUGGGACAUUCUCAAACAAGACAUUACCAAAAUGGUUAAUGACUUCCUUGUGGAGGGUACCAUUGUAGCCGGGAUGAAUGAGACGAACAUCUGCCUUAUACCUAAGAAGGACAAACCCCAAGAAAUGUCUCAAUUCAGACCAAUAAGCCUAUGUAAUGUAAGCUACAAGAUAAUCUCAAAGCUUCUAUGCCAGAGAUUAAAAAGGAUCUUCCCUAAUUUCAUAUCAGAAACCCAAUCGGCCUUUGUCGCGGGGAGACAGAUCACAGAUAACAUCUUGAUCGCUCAAGAGUUGUUCCAUGCAUUGAGAACGAACCCUGGGGGUAGAACUAAGAGAAUGGCAAUAAAGACCGAUAUGAGUAAAGCUUAUGAUAGGGUUGAAUGGGAAUUUAUUGAAGCUGUCAUGAGAAAGAUGGGGUUUGCGGAGACUUGGAUUAGAUGGAUAAUGCGCUGCAUUACAUCAGUCUCAUACCAUGUACUCAUCAACGGACAGCCCCGAGGUAACAUCAUACCACAACGAGGAUUGCGACAAGGGGAUCCUCUGUCCCUUUUUAUCUUCAUCUUAUGUACGGAAGCGCUCAUUGCCCUUUUAAACGAGGCGGAAGAAAAAGGUCGGAUAACCGGAAUGCGAGUGGCAAGAGCUAGUCCGCCGGUAUCUCACCUUCUUUUCGCUGACGAUAGCCUGUUCUUUUGUAAGGCGGAGCCCCGUGAAUGUGAUGAAGUGAUAUCAAUCUUACAAAAAUAUGGAAAAGCCUCGGGUCAGCGUAUAAACUUUGAUAAGUCUUCAUUGCUCUUUGGCAAGAGGAUACAAGGAACCAACAAAACACACAUUAAAGCCAUAACUGGAAUCCAAAAUGAAGGGGGAAUGGGGACCUACCUGGGAAUCCCAGAAGACAUUAGCGGUUCAAAAUGCAAACUCUUUGCAUAUAUUAAGGAUUGA
This is a messenger RNA of Microthlaspi erraticum, 1056 nucleotides long. NCBI's taxonomy places the organism in Eukaryota, Viridiplantae, Streptophyta, Magnoliopsida, Brassicales, Brassicaceae. The record is from the annotation of a GenBank genome assembly.